AUGAUUUCCAUGGGCAAAGGUGGACGUCGGUUAGACGGAGGUGUGUGGCUACGAGGGGCUGUCGCCGUUAUACUAUUUGUGGUUGUCAUCGCCCUGAUAGUACAUUUCACAAGUAGUUCGUCAGAGGGCCCUGGAGGCGCGGCUGCGGCACAGCUACAAGACCCAAAAGUUACAGCGAAAAACUACGUUUUUAUUGAUUUGGGAGCUGGAAAUGGAGACACGUUACGUUCUUUUUAUGGGAAGAUGGGCGGCGAAACGAGCUCUAGUCACACACAGUUUCCUUACGACUACGAACCAGAGGAAUGGCGAGUCUACGCGUUUGAAGCCAAUCCCAAAUACAGCGCUGAUUUAGAAGCACUGCAGAAGGAAUACGAUUUCGACCUAUACGACGAAACAGCUGUCUGGACGACGGAAAGGGGGGCUAAAUUCUACAAGGACACGAGCAGCAGAAAGGGAUACUACGUAAGGCCGGCAGCGGGGGAAGUAGUUGGCACGGAGACGGAUGAUUACGUUGUGCUCAAAAGCGUCUCUUUUACGAGAUGGAUGCGGACCCACGUACGACAAGGUGAUUUCGCCGUGGUCAAAAUGAACCUGGGAGGAGCGGAAUACGACGUGUUAAAAGCUCUAAUUGACGACAAGUCUUUCUGUCUCAUAGACCAGUUGUACGUUUUCUACCAUGAGGACAGAGUAUCGGGAAACGAUGAUUUAGUUCAUUCACUACCAGCUCUAAUUCGCCAGAAAUCUCUAGGUAUAUUCUGUCAAGUACAAAUAUUGUAUGAAACGGGUAUAAGUACGGAUGAAUGA
Saccoglossus kowalevskii is the source of this 804-nucleotide messenger RNA. RefSeq lists its product as uncharacterized. Lineage: Eukaryota; Metazoa; Hemichordata; Enteropneusta; Harrimaniidae. The record is from RefSeq and is a predicted model, not a curated record.